Messenger RNA from Podarcis muralis (Common wall lizard), 2328 nucleotides. RefSeq names its product rho-related GTP-binding protein RhoU-like. The record is from RefSeq and is a predicted model, not a curated record. Gene Ontology annotation, molecular function: GTP binding; GTPase activity. Lineage: Eukaryota; Metazoa; Chordata; Lepidosauria; Squamata; Lacertidae. Gene Ontology annotation, biological process: small GTPase-mediated signal transduction.
ACAGCGCCGCCCUUUACGCAUGGCAGGGAGGGUGAGACUGGAUGACCUCGGGGGUCCCCACCCCCUCGACGAUCCUGUGAUUUCCUGAGGAAUCCCGUCCCUCGAGCCGCCUGAAGGGGGUUCAUAGAAUCGAGGAGUCCUGGGAAGGGGACCCCCGACGGUCAUCUAGUCCCACCCCUGUUCCAUGUGGGAUCUAGGCUGGGGAGGGGGCUCGCCGCCCUCCCCGUCGAGGGCGGAGGCUGCCGCGAGGUAAGGGGGCAGGUACAGACCCCGCCCCCGCAAAGGGGCGUGUCCUCCUGGGCGGGGAGGCGUGGCCCCGACGAGGCGCUCCACUCCCUGCCUGCCUGCCUGCGCCCGGGCGCACAGCCUGGAAGGAGCGUCCGCUGCCGCCGCCGCCUCCCCGCCCGUCGUCCGUCCGCCCGCGCGCUUUCCUGCGAGGGGACCCCGCGAUGCCUCCGCAGGGCGAGUCUCUCCCGCCGGUGCCCCCGCGCCGCCCCCGCGAGCAGCGGCGCCUGCGGGGCCUCGAGUGCGUCCUGCUGGGCGACGGCGCCGUCGGGAAAACCAGCCUGGCGCUCAGCUACAGCACCAACGGCUUCCCCGCGCGAUACGUCCCCACCGCCCUCGACCGCUUCUCCGCUGUGGUGCAGGUUGACGGAGACCCCAUCCGGCUGCAGCUGUGCGACACCGCAGGGCAGGACGAGUUUGACAGCCUGCGGCGCCUCUGCUACCCGAAGGCGGACGUGGUCCUGCUCUGCUUCAGCGUCGUGUCUCCCACCUCGUUCCAGAACAUCUCCGAUAAGUGGCUCCCCGAAUUGCGCCGCCACUGCCCCGCCACGCCCGUCCUGCUGGUAGGCACCCAGUCGGACCUGCGCCAGGACGUCAAGGUCCUCAUCGCCCUGUCCCGACACCGGGAGAAGCCCGUGUCCCCCUCGGCCGCCCGCACCCUCUCCGCCAAAGCCGGCUUGCUGGGCUAUGUGGAGUGCUCGGCUCUCACCCAGCACAACCUGAAGGAGGUCUUUGACACGGCCAUUACCGCAGGGCUGCGCUGUGCCCGCGGCCCCCCGCCCAAGCUGCAGCGACGUAGCACCGCCAGCCGCAUCCGGACCCUCUCCAAGGCCUGGUGGAGGAAGCAUGUCUGCCUGUCAUAGCGCUGGGCGAUUCCCGCAUGGCCUGACCCCUUCCAAUGGGUUUGCCUGCAGACUGGACCAACUGAGGGGUGUAGGCUUUCGAGAGGGGCCAGGCCGGGCCGGCCUUCCUCGCAGGGACGUCGGGCGGAAUCUCGGCAGGGCCAAACAGAUCUCGAAACGGAUCCCAAAGACGUUUCCUCGUCUCCGAGAGGGACGUGGCCGGGCUUUCGUUUAGGGACGCUCUGCCAGCAAGGCUUGAGAGAGCGGAUGCUUCUCAACGGCUGCGUUUGGGUCCCGGUUGCUGGUCUCCCUUUGGGGCAUGUGAGAACAGGAGGCUGGACCAUUGACUUGAUCUUCUCAUGCUCUUGUGGAACCUCCAGCCCCAGAGGCAGUCUAUCUGGAUUCUUAAGUUCUGUGGGGGUAUUUGGCUACCGUGAGAACUGGACUUUAUGGGCCACUGGCCUGAUGCAGCAGCCAAGCUUCUAAACGUUUUCAUGGGACCUCCAGCUCCAGAGGCAGUCUAUCUGAAGAAUUCUUAGGUUUUAUGGGGUAUUUGGCCCCUGUGUGGCUGGACUAGAUGGGUCCCCUUUGGGCCUGAUCCAGCAGCUGGGCUCUUCUAAUGUUCUUGCGCUUCCCCCCCACCUUGGGAUUUGGGACCUUCAGCUCCCAGCCCCACUGAGAAGGGCCAAAUAUUUGUAGACCCUGAUAUCUCUGGGGAGAUGGGAGCAGGUUGGGGGCAGAUGCUUUGAGGAGGCUGUGGCUGGAAGCUCGGCCUCCCCAUCCCCAAAAACAAAACUUCUGCAUGUGGUUUAGCUGAGAGCGCGAUGGAGCAGCCCCUUGCCCAGAGUGGGGGUUUACUUGCAGAAGUGUGAGAUGGGGUGACAUUUUUUAAACCACUGAAAAUUUUGUAGAGUUGGAAGAGAACGUCCCCCCCCCCCAAGGGCCACCUAGUCCCAAGCCCCUGCAGUGCAGCAAGCACAGCAAACUUUGGUUCUUGGUUUCGGAAGGAGAAUAUUUCGGGUGGGGGGAAAGUUUCUGAAAACGAAAAGUUGUAGAGUGGUUUUUUUUACGCCAUUUGUGCCUUUCCCCUGAGACGAAACCCAGGCCUUGAAACUGCAGUGUGUGUGUGUGUGUGUACAGUGGACGCUCGGGUUGCGAAUGUGAUCUGUGCGGGAUGCACAUUCGCAACCUGCAGCGUUCG